This is a messenger RNA of Tupaia belangeri chinensis (Chinese tree shrew), 1284 nucleotides long. It is a transcript of the gene UPP1, whose product is annotated as uridine phosphorylase 1. Gene Ontology annotation, molecular function: uridine phosphorylase activity. Gene Ontology annotation, cellular component: cytoplasm; cytosol. Bases 288 to 1220 code for a protein of 310 amino acids. NCBI's taxonomy places the organism in Eukaryota, Metazoa, Chordata, Mammalia, Scandentia, Tupaiidae. The record is from RefSeq and is a predicted model, not a curated record. The transcript has 8 exons. Gene Ontology annotation, biological process: uridine catabolic process; nucleotide catabolic process.
GGGUCGUGCUGAGCGGGAGGCUGGCGGGGCUGCCCCAGCUGGGCUCAGCGGGGGACCUCAGCUGGGCGGGGCGCGCAUUUUAGGAACUGAGAGUCACCUGUCCCGUCGUUACCUCUUCUCAGUGGUCCAGUGACCAGUCCCGCCCCAUUGUCCGCGAGCUUCCCGCGAACUUCCCUUCUCUGGGCCCUUGCAGGGGUGUUUGUCGCCGCGUAGCUGCGCGGAGGUGGCGCAGCCGGCGUAGGGAGCCCGAGCCGGCAGCGGAAGGCGGAUCCUGCCACAGUGGAAGGAUGGCGGCUGCUGGAGCUGAGUCAGAGGAGCUUGAAAAUCACAGUGACUGCCUUGUCCGGCUUUCAAAUCCACAUGUUGCAACAAUGAAAGAAGAUGUUCUCUAUCAUUUCAGUCUAAGCACUGAGACACACGAUUUCCCAGCUAUGUUUGGAGAUGUGAAGUUUGUAUGUGUUGGUGGAAGCCCCUCGCGAAUGAAUGCCUUCAUCAGGUACGUGGCAGCAGAGCUGGGCCUUGACCGCCCAGGCCAAGACUAUCCCAACAUCUGUGCGGGGACUGAUCGCUACGCCAUGUAUAAAGCUGGGCCGGUGCUAUCUGUCAGUCAUGGUAUGGGCAUCCCUUCCAUUGCGAUCAUGUUACACGAGCUCAUCAAGCUGUUGUACCACGCCAGGUGCUCUCAUGUCACCAUCAUCCGCAUCGGCACCUCUGGAGGGAUCGGUCUGGAGCCUGGCUCUGUGGUCAUAACCCGGCAGGCAGUGGACGCCUGCUUCAAGCCGGAGUUUGAGCAGAUUAUCCUAGGGAAGCGGGUGGUUCGGAGCACAGACCUGGAUGAGGGGCUGGUGCAGGAGCUGAUGCAGUGCUCUGCGGACCUGAGCGAGUUUAGCACGGUGGUGGGCAACACCAUGUGCACCUUGGACUUCUAUGAAGGGCAAGGCCGCCUGGACGGCGCUCUCUGCUCCUACACGGAGAAGGACAAGCAGGUGUACCUGCGGGCCGCCUAUGCUGCGGGCAUCCGGAACAUCGAGAUGGAGUCCUCAGUGUUUGCCGCCAUGUGCAGCGCCUGUGGCCUCCGAGCUGCCGUGGUGUGUGUCACCCUCCUGGACCGCCUACAAGGGGACCAGAUCAGUAGCCCUCAUGAGGUGCUGGCCGAGUACCAACAGAGGCCACAGCGGCUAGUGGGCUACUUCAUCAAGAAGAGCUUGGGGAAGCCUUGAAGUUCCUGCGGAGCAACAAAGGCAGCUGCUGUGAUAACUUGUCAAUAAAAUUAUUGUCCCGUGU